CAAGCCGGGAGCAGCCGAUUAUUCUCACUUCGGCUCAGAAGCAAGUGGUGUUUUGUUUCUCUUGAAAGGAUACGACUUCAAGGGGAAAUCUGAGCUUUUUCAGCACAGUUAUACCAUGGGAUGUAUUAAAUCCAAAGGCACCUUACCGGCCUCGAACACGAUUUUCGACGAUGGAAGCAAGACCCUUGGUGCAUACAACGGGGGCUACGGCGGAGAUGCGCCGUCUCUCAUCCAAGGGAGGCCUGGCGUGACUCCUUCCACAAGCACCACCAUCCUGGACUUUGCACACCGCCUCUCCCAAGAGAUUCUGGAUCAGGCCGUGAAGCAGUGGGCGGUGACGGAAAGCAAGUAUAGCGACAUCCCCUUCAUCGAAAGCGAUGUGCCAUGAAGG
This is a messenger RNA of Gekko japonicus, 391 nucleotides long. RefSeq names its product chromosome unknown open reading frame, human C2orf88 (gene AKAP19). Gene Ontology annotation, molecular function: protein kinase A regulatory subunit binding. The record is from RefSeq and is a predicted model, not a curated record. The transcript has a single exon. The coding region runs from base 116 to 388 and encodes 90 amino acids. Lineage: Eukaryota; Metazoa; Chordata; Lepidosauria; Squamata; Gekkonidae.